AUGCUCAAGCGCUCGUCACUUCGUCCGUCUACGGACGACGACGGUCCUUGCGCCAUUAAAGUCGUGGUGCGCGCCCGCCCCCUUAAUGACAAAGAGCGGCAAGCUAACACGCCGAUUGUAGUGGGCGUCAGUCGUACUCAAAUUCAAGUAGUAAAUCCUGCUAUAUUUUCGGAUCCAUCAGUUCUUGAAGCGGCAGGUUCGGGGGGAAGUGGUCCCGCAUUGAGUUCUUCACUUAUAUCAGCAGCGAAUGUCACCGGGGAAUGCCGCACGUUUCAAUUUGAUCGGUGUUUUGGUUCUUUCUUCAAUGGCCAUGAUGUGGAUGAAGAGAAACAGAGACCUAAUCAGGAACUCAUUUUUGACGAAAUGGGGCAAUCAUUGAUCGAGUCAGCAUUUCAAGGAUUUAAUUGUACCAUGUUCGCAUACGGUCAAACGGGUAGUGGCAAGACGCAUACAAUGGUUGGUGAUAAAACUGCUAGUGGGAAAGGGGUCAUUCCUAGAGUAUGUGAAGCAUUAUUUCAAGAGAUUGAAGCUCGAAGAGAGCGUGAAAGUAUAUUUCACGAUCAAGAUGGAUUGAAAAGAACGAUCUAUAGUGCUCAUGUGAGCUAUUGUGAGAUAUACAAGGAAAAGGUAAAUGAUCUGCUUGAUACAGAAAUAUCAGAGAAACAAAGAUCGUCAUUAGCGAACCAUACUCAAAGUGACGUGGAAAGUCGACGAGCACUCAAAGUGCGAGAACAUCCAGUGACAGGCCCAUUUGUGGAAGGACUAAGUAUUCGGUCAGUGACAUCGUAUGCUGACAUUGCGGACGAAAUGCUUGCAGGAGAGAAGCUACGGACAGUCGCUUCGACUUUAAUGAAUGCUGUGUCAUCACGCUCACACGCCGUUUUUACGAUUACGUUUACUCAGACAUCGUUCGACCCAAUUUCACAGUGCGCGAAUGAAAAGACUUCAAAGAUCAGUAUGAUUGAUCUUGCUGGUUCCGAACGUGCGAAUGUGUCGGGUACUAGUGGUGAUCGGUUGAAAGAGGGCGCUAUGAUUAACAAAAGCCUCACCACGCUAGGACGUGUCAUCUCAGCCCUCAGCAAACAAGCGUCAGACAGGAUCCCUUAUCGAGAUAGCACACUUACGUGGCUGUUAAAGGAAAGUUUAGGAGGAAACGCGAAGACAACUAUGCUUGCCAUGAUCAGUCCUUCUUCAGAAAAUUACGACGAGACAAUGAGCACGUUGCGGUAUGCAGAGUCCGCGAAAAAAGUGAUGAAUCGUGCAGUUGUAAACGAAGACAAGAAUGCUCGAAUCAUACGACAGCUUCGCAAUGAAAUUGAAGAGUUACGAUUGCAACUGGCACGACAUGAGGCUAAUCCGAGCAUAGAACAUAGAACUUCCAGCACUGCUGCUUGUUUGGUCGAGCACGAAUCAUUUUACGCCGAGUUGCAGAAAGAGGUUGAUUUUUUUCGCUCACAACAGAUGCCAGUGAGUGAAAGUACUGGACGCUGUGCCAUUCAUUUGAGCGACAGCCUCCCGAGUCUUGUAAAUUUAAGCGCCAACUUGGUACCUGGUGAAGCCCUUGCGUAUGUUCUCGUGGAGGGCACAACGUUAUUCGGGUCUGAUCCAAGCCCCGACAUGACAAAAUACGAGGCUGUUGAAGUCGCUUCAGACCACAUGGAAAAUGAUGAACAGUCGAUCGAAAUUAGCGAAAUGCCUUACAAGCCAAGAAAACGACGCGGAUCAUGGACUUCAACAAUGUUGCGACGUCGAAAAAAUCAUCCAAAGAGCGCUCCAUCAACUCCUAGAGGAAAAACUUCUCAACCAGUCAGUGCUGCUGAAAUCGUUUUAGCUCUUUCGAGUGGCAAACGAUCGGUGAUGCAGAUUUGUAAACUUCCUGGAGGCGAAGUGAGUCAAAUAUUACCUCUACAUGCUCGAUUUACUUGUACACGAGUGCUGAAGGAACAAGACUCGAAUAGUGAAAACAAUUUGACUGAAUACAUUGUGGAGCUUGAGUCACUAGAUCCCACAGCAAUUGUUCUAGUCAAUGGAGAGUCUCUAGACUUCGGUAAAGAACAGCCUAUGAAACUACAUCAUGGUGACCAAGUGCGGCUUGGCAAACCCUAUUGCUUUCGAAUUCAUGUGCCUGGAUAUGCACCGUCGACGCCACGAAUCGCAGAGGCAGUUGAGCAACCGCUGGGAGUAGAAAUUGGCUUUAAUCGCGAGCUCCAAGUGCUGAUAGACGAAGCAAAUGCAAUUUGUACGAAGUAUGUUCUUAAUACUACAUUUGCGGUGGGACCCGAAGGAAGUGUUACUGUCAGGAAAAGGCUUGAAGGAUAUUGCUGCAGCACCAUACAGUGGGAUCGGACGAUGUUCGAGAUGAAACUUCAAUUCUUACGAGAAUUUGCCGCCUCUUUAGAAAAUGUCGUGUCUUACACUGUCGAGACAAGUCCGAUGAUUCAGGAUGUACAAGCUCCUGUAGAUCCUUCUAAAGUUGCUGCUUUUCGUCUACCAGGUGCUGUUACGGAAAGUGAUGUACCAGUUACUGAAGUUAAAUGCGAGAAUGAAAAGCAUGCAACGACUGAGCAAGUUCUUGUUAAACCGCAAACCCAAAUAAUGUCUUCGCUACGUUUACUCGGGUAUGGACAGAUUUAUUUUCCAGCUCAAGAAUUACAAUCAAUUGUGCCUUUAUCUGUCGCGGUCUACGACUUUUCUGCAACUUUUAUUGGCAAUCUUCAGACGCGGUUGGAGGCAAUUCAGGGGUCGGCUCAACCAGGUAAAAAGAGAGGCAUUUUGUCAUCAAAAGAUACCACGAACUCGCUCCAUCGUAUUCGAGUGCAUCUCGAUAAGAUGGAAUUUGACACUAAGAGUUUUGUUUCUGCGUCCAAUAUUUUCGUCACACUCAAAGAGACAGCGUCAAAAGCAUUUAAAAGGAGGAAUUUCGAGCAUAACGAAGUUUCAUCUGACGAAGAGGACAUGCCAAAGGUCUUCUCGACGCCCCGAGUGCCCCCAACGCAAGCGAAAAACGAUCAGAAGACAUUUUUGAUCAAUGAUACCUUCGAUACAUCCAUUAACGUGAAGAAAAACCCGACUUAUCAAUCAUUUGCUAAUAACGAAUCAUUGCUGGUAGAAAUUUGGGGCUAUGAUGUCAAGUUGAAUUAUUUCGUUGAUCAGACGCAAAUGGAGUCUCAGCAGGUCGAAUUUUACGUCUCUGUCGAUGUCGAAGAAAGAGAAGCUGACGGUUUAUAUCAUCCUGUUGCUGUAAAACCUGAUGGUGCACUACGACUUCAUGCAAAUCGCUCUCGACGCAUACUCGUGCGCGUGAUACAAUCGGAUCAGCAGCCUUUUGCAUUAUCUAAGAUCGUUCAAGUUCGCAUUGCAGCUCCAGACGCCCCUUCGGUCAAUCGAAUGGCUUCAAUGUCAAGAGUAAUGGGCAAGACAACGCAACGAAUGCUACCAAAAUCUGCACAUCACGAAGAAAGUGCUUCGAACGAGAAUGAGUCACUCAAAUUGGACUCAAGCAAAUGGAAAAAACUUAAUUUAUGGGGUGACUGUGGAGUGAAUGAUUCAAGUCGAUCACUCUGUGCGACUUUAUGCUGGGAACAUGCUCCGGAUAGUGACCUAGAGCCUAUUAACACAGCUGGGACUCGUUCGACAUAUCGUCUUGCAAUAGCUUUUACAACUCGCUGGUCAAAAGUACCGAUUGCGAUCUCGAAAAGCUUGGUGACUAAGGUCUGUGGAAGCAACGUCUCAGCUGCUCAAAGAUUUACUCGCAACUUGGAGGCUUCACGUACCGUGUGGUGGGCGAAAGAAAGUUACAGUCGCAGUUAUCGACUUGGUACAUGGUAUGCUGCUGACUUUAUGGUGGAAGAAGUACCUAAAGACGACGAUUCCAACUCUUCAAAUGAAUCCAACGAUGCAGCUUUAAUCAGUGAAUACGUUGUCGCUCACCACAUCAAUGGCUUGCUGCGACUGGAGAACACGAUGCAAUUAGAACGGUUGCGGCAAAAAGUGUGGACUUUCAUGAACUUACCAUCAGGUAAAAGUCAGGAUAAUUCUGAACCUUUGACAGCGUCCAAAGUGAAUGCAUGUCUAUGCGAGCUCGACAACAAAAAGGACGAAGUUGCUUGUGCAUUUGAAUGCGUACAAUUUGACUCGCCUGAUCUGUAUCUCCGUUACCAGAAGCGAGCUGACCUUCUCAUGAACCUUUUUACGGGUAAAGUCGUGAAUUCUGAAGCAGUAACGACCGUCGAAAACUCAUCGGACAAGUCCCUUGUGGUCGAUGAUUCACUUCAGCUAAGACAACACAUUAUUCAUUUCGUGUCGGAACCAACGCAAUUGAUCGGUGGCGAUCAGUUAGGAGGUGAAAUGAGUGGAUUUCUUAUGCUUUCGCUAUCAUGUUUUGAUCAAGAGACAGCGGCCGCGAUUGUAACACCUUUAGGAGGUGCUACAGUGCGAUCUCCAAAAGCUGGUACUCACCAAGUGUCGUGGGAACGACAAUGGUUUGUCUUAAAGCGACCAUUUCUGUAUGCGUAUAUGAGUUUUGCACGCAAACAACAGACUGGUGUCAUGGAUUUAUCACUCUGUCGGCUUAUUGUGGCAACUUCGGCCGAUGUGCCGUUCUCGUUUCGUCUUGUGUGCGUGAAUCCAAUGAAGCAGUGCACAGUAUGGUGGCUACAGGCGUCGACAGCUGCUGAGAUGCGAGCGUGGUUGGUUGCGAUCGAUCCACUUAAGAUUCAAGCACGGCAAAGCGUUACAUCUACGCUUUCUGCAGCAGAAACACCCGCACUUACAGCCUAA
Plasmopara halstedii is the source of this 4779-nucleotide messenger RNA. Its product is annotated as kinesin-like protein. Lineage: Eukaryota; Oomycota; Peronosporomycetes; Peronosporales; Peronosporaceae. Gene Ontology annotation, biological process: microtubule-based movement; cytoskeleton-dependent intracellular transport. The record is from RefSeq and is a predicted model, not a curated record. Gene Ontology annotation, cellular component: kinesin complex; microtubule. The coding region runs from base 1 to 4779 and encodes 1592 amino acids. The transcript is spliced from 6 exons. Gene Ontology annotation, molecular function: microtubule binding; ATP hydrolysis activity; microtubule motor activity.